Messenger RNA from Callorhinus ursinus (northern fur seal), 1668 nucleotides. The record is from RefSeq and is a predicted model, not a curated record. Lineage: Eukaryota; Metazoa; Chordata; Mammalia; Carnivora; Otariidae.
CUUAGGCUCUGUGACGCGCCACCGUCGCGCUGCUGUGCUGUGGACGACGCGUGUCCCGGGCCGGCGUCGGAAGCCCCGCCAGGAGUUACUGGAUCCUCUGAACACCAUCCCUGCAUCUCAGAUUAAAAAUCCGUAUUCUCAUCUGAACUGUGGGAAGAAAGGAUAGUUGGUGGGUGGUAUUCCUACUUGAAGGACACGAUGUUUUCCAGACUAGCUCAUCUGCAGACCAUUGCUGUGCUUCGGCGUGGAGUUCAUUCCUCAGUGGCUUUUGCUACGUCUGUUGCGACUAAAAAGACAAUCCAAGGCCCUCCAUCUUCCGAUUACAUUUUUGAGCGAGAAUCUAAAUAUGGUGCACACAACUAUCAUCCUUUACCUGUAGCCCUGGAGAGAGGAAAAGGUAUUUAUGUAUGGGAUGUAGAAGGCAGAAAAUACUUUGACUUCCUGAGUGCUUACAGUGCUGUCAACCAAGGGCAUUGCCAUCCAAAGAUUGUGAAUGCUCUGAAAAGUCAAGCAGACAAACUGACCUUAACAUCCAGGGCUUUCUAUAAUAAUGUGCUUGGUGAAUACGAAGAGUAUAUUACUAAACUUUUCAACUACCACAAAGUUCUUCCUAUGAAUACAGGAGUGGAGGCUGGAGAGACCGCUUGCAAACUUGCUCGUAGGUGGGGAUAUACUGUUAAGGGUAUCCCAAAGUACAAAGCAAAGAUUGUUUUUGCAGCUGGAAACUUCUGGGGGAGAACAUUGUCAGCUAUCUCCAGUUCCACAGACCCAAGCAGUUAUGAUGGUUUUGGACCAUUUAUGCCAGGUUUUGAAAUCAUUCCAUAUAAUGAUCUGCCUGCUCUUGAGCGUGUUCUUCAGGAUCCAAACGUUGCUGCAUUCAUGGUAGAACCAAUUCAGGGUGAGGCGGGCGUCGUCGUUCCAGAGCCCGGUUACCUGAUGGGCGUGCGAGAGCUGUGCACCCGGCACCAGGUUCUGUUUAUUGCUGAUGAGAUACAGACAGGAUUGGCCAGAACUGGAAGGUGGCUGGCUGUGGAUCAUGAAGGGGUCAGACCUGAUGUGGUUCUUCUGGGAAAGGCGCUUUCCGGUGGCUUGUACCCUGUGUCGGCGGUUUUGUGUGACGAUGAAAUAAUGCUGACCAUUAAGCCGGGGGAGCACGGGUCCACGUACGGAGGCAACCCGCUGGGCUGCCGAGUGGCCAUUGCGGCCCUGGAGGUUUUGGAAGAAGAAAACCUGGCCGAAAAUGCAGAGAAGAUGGGUAAUAUCCUGAGGAAUGAGCUCAUGAAGCUGCCGUCUGACAUCGUCACAGCUGUCAGGGGGAAAGGAUUGCUAAAUGCUAUUGUUAUUCGGGAAACCAAAGAUUAUGAUGCUUGGAAGGUGUGUCUACGACUUCGAGAUAAUGGACUCCUGGCCAAGCCGACCCACGGUGACAUCAUCAGGUUUGCCCCUCCGCUUGUGAUCAAAGAGGGUGAGGUUCAGGAGUCGGUGGAGAUCGUUAACAAGACCAUCCUGUCUUUCUGAGGGGAGGAGCCGUUCCCAGUGGUGCCCUGAGCCGGCUGGAGCCAGCAGUUCUUGUGAGCUCUGUAGCGUUCUUGUACCUCUCUGAGGCACGCGCCACUCCCCGGUGUCUUCACGGACUUUUUUUUAAUACACACUUCUUUUUUCAGUUCA